Messenger RNA from Microstroma glucosiphilum, 1969 nucleotides. RefSeq names its product acetyl-CoA synthetase-like protein. The record is from RefSeq and is a predicted model, not a curated record. The transcript is spliced from 4 exons. Gene Ontology annotation, biological process: secondary metabolic process. Gene Ontology annotation, molecular function: CoA-ligase activity. The coding region runs from base 148 to 1941 and encodes 597 amino acids. Lineage: Eukaryota; Fungi; Basidiomycota; Exobasidiomycetes; Microstromatales; Microstromataceae.
GCUUCCCCACAGUCGCCUGACCGCGAUUGGCUGACAUUCUCUCUCGCAGACACCUCGAAGUUUAGCCAAAGCAUCUUUCUGUUCCUCCUUCCUCGGUCCUCAUCCAGUCGUUCUUCCUUCCUCUCCCCUGUCGAUUGAGUGGCCAGCAUGACCGUCUUCAAGUCCAGCUCGCGCGAUGUGCCAGAAAUUCCGGAUAAUAUGGACCUCUACACCUUCAUGACAGAGUACUACCCCGACUACCGCUUUGACGCCCGUGGUACAGGGUACGCUCUACUCAUAGACGAAGAGACCGGACAGAAGUGGACUUACGAGGAUACAAAGGAGAGGGUUGACCUCUUGGCCAUUGGUCUGCGGGAGAAGCUGGGCGUGGAAGAGGACACGGUCGUAGCCGUCUUCUCGGCCAAUUGCGUAGACUACCUCGUCACUAUCCUCGCAUGUCACAAGGUUGGCGCCAUUGUUUCGUGUGCCAAUCCCUCUUUCCAGCCGGCCGAGCUCGCAUACCAGCUCGAUGCCUCCAAAGCCACGGCUCUCUUUGUGGGUGAAGAGGCGCAGACCGAGGGCAUUCAAGCUGCCGAGAAAGCGGGAAUGGCAAAGGACCACGUAAUCGUGAUGCAAACGCCGAAGACCUGCCAAGCCAAGGGAGCACUAAACGGCGGAGAUAGGAGGAUAAAGGACAACGCUUGGGCACUUGAAGGACUAGUCGCAGAAGGCAAAGACCUUCUCGCCUCGAAGGGGUCUUCCAUGCUGGAGAAGUCUCGGCCAAAGUUGGGAAGAGGCGGCAAUCGCAAGAAGCUGGCGUUCCUCUCCUUCUCCUCUGGCACUACCGGUCUGCCCAAGGGCGUCAUGAUCCAGCACUACGCUCCGAUAGCCAACGUCCUACAGAACUGCAUCUUCAACGAAAUGAAGAAUCCGGCCCAGCCGGGAGACCGCUAUGAACCUGGCAAAGAUGUCUCUUUAGGCGUUCUGCCCUUCUACCACAUCUAUGGUCUGGUAGUCUCCCUACUCUUCACAUUCUUCUCUGGCAUCACCAAUGUCUGCAUCCCCAAGUUCAAGGGAAUCGAAGCAAUGAUUCGCACUGCAUUGAAGUACCGGAUCACCCUCUGGUGGCUGGUACCUCCACAGGUCGUCUUGCUAGUCAAGGACCCCUCUGCAAAGAAGUACUACAGCGAGCUACGAGAGCUGGUACGCUUCCUGAUGAUCGGGGCUGCCCCUCUCUCAGACGAUCUCAGUGGCCGGCUAGAAGCCGUGCUACCAGGACUAGACUGGGGUCAAGGAUGGGGAAUGACCGAGUGCUGCACUGUGGGCACUAUGCAUCCACCCAAGACACGAGCUGUAUUUGGAUCCGCAGGCAGACUCUUCCCCAAUGUGUCUGGCAAGGUCGUCAAUGCAGAGGGCAAGGAGGUGGGAGUGGGCGAGGCGGGCGAAUUCUGGAUCAAAGCUCCCACGGUCACGCUGGGCUACUUGAGUAAUGAAAAGGCCACAGAGGAGAUGUGGCUGAAGGACGGGUGGCUCAGGACGGGUGACGAGGUCAAGUUCAACGAGAAUGGGGAUAUGUUCAUUGUUGAUCGACUCAAGGAACUGAUCAAGGUCAAGGGCUUCCAAGUUGCUCCCGCCGAGCUCGAAGGCUGGAUCCUCAACCAUGACGACGUGGCAGACGUGGGUGUCAUCGGCUUACCGAAUGAAGAGUCGGGUGAGAUUCCGAUCGCCUUCAUCACACUAUCAGCCUCGGCCAAGGAGAGCAAAAAGGACGUUGCCGAGGUCAAGAAGAGCGUCAAAAAGUUCGUCGCAGUCAACAAGAUUCGGUACAAACAUCUAGGCAGGGUUGAGAUCCUUGACGCGAUUCCAAAGACGGCUAGUGGAAAGAUUCUGCGUAAGGACCUCCGUGUCCUGGCAAAGGAAUUGAGAGCAGAAGACCCGGAGCAGGACAAGGCCAAGUUGUGAGCUACAGUGUCGAAAGAGUCAAUGCAAC